GACGAGUUGGCGAGGGAUCUCUUCUUAUAGGGAGUGCAUUCAUUUACGCAGUGUUUUGUGCAUCCAUUGUUUUUUCAUCUGCUUGUCCCGUGAUCGAAAUUUACCGAAUAGAUAACUGCGUGAAUAACUGCACGGAUCAUACCUUCCAAUAGAAAUUGAGCCGAUUGUUUGAAUGAUAAUACUGCAAGCAGAGCAUCCAAAGCAGGACUUCCGAGAUAGCACACAGAUGAGAUACAUCCCUGCGAAACGAACGACGACUGCGCUGCAGUCACUUUCACAAAUGAAGUAAACGAACAUCUGCGAUAGUGACUGCAUAAACGAAUGCAUCCUUUGCAUCGCAAAAAUAUGGGAAGAAAGAACACAGCAGAAUCUUUAGAACGCUGUGCACAGAGGAGACAAUGGCGAAAUAAUCAAAUUUAUUCGAUUGGCCCAAUCAAUUUGUCAGAUUAUAUAGAGCGAAUCCAGAUAUUAUGAUGGAAUUGAUAGAUGUUUUGGGACCAAGAUUACAACGUCAACGUCUAUAUAUGGUCUCAAUGUUGAACAUCAGCAUCAAUCAAGGUUAUUUUAGUCUCCAUGGAAGCAGCCAUUUUUGUGUUCUAACUGCUUUACCUCACUGGUGCAGUAGCCGCAACAGGAAGUACGUCAAAAUCAAUGACGUCAUAGAAUUCAAGGCAGUACUUUUGGAGUGCACUACUCUCUAUAUCGGAACGUUAUUCGUAGUACUGACAGUACUCGGAGGGAAUAAAGGAACGCACCCUUUGAUGCAAAUUGCAAUUUUAAUAAUUUACUUAAAAAUGUCGAUAGAUGAUGAUCAAGGAAUGUUACUUUGUACUCCACGACGAGCACAAAAAUGUCUUUUUGCAACAUCCAAUGAUAAAUCUGACAAAAGAACUAUUAUUCCAAGUGUAGAGCAAAUUGAAGACAACAAAGAAUCUUCAGAAGAUUCAGAUUUGGGACCUAUGUCACCUCUAGCUCUCACUGAUCAAAGUCCAAGUCUCAGCAAUUCGAGUCUUAGCUCUUCAGGCAGAGAAUUUAUUUCUCCAUUUGCAACACCUGAAAAAUCGCUCACUUAUAGCCCAUCUUUAUCUUGGGAUCGUCUAAGGUUUAACAUGCAAGAACAUAUGUCGCCCUUUACAGCACUUAAGAUGGUCACCAAAGCUGCCAGAUAUUCUCCAAGAUGUAAGUUAUUCAAUGACCGCUCAUCAAAAUCGCUACCGGCUACUCCAAAUAAGAAUGUGGAACCAUUGAUGCCACAACAUUUGACAAAGAUUGUGGAGCAAACAAAUGAGAUAAUACCAGAGACACCUCAACGAAACUUUGCUACAGAAAUACAGAACCAAAAUAUCACGGAAACACCUCGAAAGGGAAGAACUCCCGAGAGACAGAUAACGCCAUCAAUCUCCAUAAGUAAAACAGUCCCAUUGCCGAAGUUACACAAGCGGAAAUUUAGCAUUGAAAUAAGCAAAGAUUUCUCACCGGAACAAAAGGAGAAUACAUUGAAAAGACACGCGCGUGAUCAGUCGGCAGGAAAACCGACAAAAUUAGCGAAGCUGUUUAAGGCAGACGAUGCCUCUGUUCCUAGAGCGAGAGCAUCAUUGUUUCAGGAAAGGAGAAACGAAUGUAGCAGCCUGAAGAAUUUUUCAUUAAGUACGAAAAUGUUUUACAGCGGCAACAUCAAGUCCGAACGACCCUUUAGCAACUUUAGAAAUAGCGACGUUAAAAGGAGACGAACUUUACCCCCACAAAGCAAUAUCAAACAUUCAUCAUUAAGAAAACGAAAAUAUGGUAGAAUAAACGCUGGCGUGUGCCACGGAAUCAAAAAGCCGAAACCUAAGGUGAAUAUAGAAACGUUAAAAAAGAAGGAACAACAAAAUCUUGCACCUUCGACGAACAAGAGCUCGUCUAUGGAAGAAGCGCUGUCAAUGAAAAUGAACACAAUUGUAGAGAAACCACUCUCACCAAUGAUUGACGAGACUAAGCGAUUUUUCAAAACUAAUAGAACUAUCAGAUUAAAUCACGCUGCUACAGUGACGGUAAAUAACAAGAUUAAAUUAAAGGUCACAGAUGGUAAAAUUAUAUUGAAAGAAAAUCAAAAUCAGAAACGUAUUCCCUCUACGAAGAAAGAUCAUAAGCAAAAGUCAAGUCCCGUGGAUGUCCCUUUGGAUGCCACUGAUUUGACUGUCGAUGAACCAGAGGUUGAAACUUUGUUACAGCAAGACAAAGUUGAUGAUCUUCUGAAAAUUCUGGAGGAUGAUUGGUCGAAUGACGAUUAUGAUACUAUGGGAACAUUGACUGACACAGUGAACGCUGUUUCUCCAUUAAAAUCAACGACGACGAAGAUAUUGUCGAAAGAUAUGAUUAUGUCUCCAGCUACUGAACUUAGCAACAUGACUUCGACGAUGAACAUCAAAGAUGCUCCAUUGAAAAGUUUUCAAAAUCUUUCACUUGAUAACACGAAUAAUAACAAAAAGGAAACUGAAAAAGAAAAUGCUAAGAAAAAAUAUUUUCCAUUGUUUACAAAAGGAUAUUCUGUACCUGAUAACAUUUUCGAAGAGACAAAUAAUGCGAAUACAACAAAAGCAACAAAAAAAAGUAUGCAGUGGCAGUUGUCUGCGAAAGGUGGUGGUGCGGAAGAUCAGUAUCAGUUAGAUGCUGGUCAGAAACAUUUCGGCGCUACUCAGUGUCAGGAAUGUAAUGUUGUCUAUCAACUGGGCAAUCCUGAGGAUGAAAACGCUCACUUGAAUUAUCACAACAGCAUACGAAUUUUAAAAUUUCAGGGAUGGAAAAACGAACGUGUUAUAUCAGAGGAUCCUUUCACGUCUAGCAGAAUAAUCUUAAUCGAGCCACAUGAUCCUAAACAACAUUGGAAGAAAGUAUUGGAGAUUUUAACUGUUGUAGAUAGAGACUUGGGAUUAACAGAUAUGAAUAUUUCAGAAUAUCAGAACAAAAACAUCUUUCUGUAUAUACGUGAAAAAACGAUUCUCGGAGUACUGGUGGCAGAACAUAUUGAAAAAGCAUUUCGCAUAAUUCCCGAGCUAAUCGAACUCAACUGUUGCACCGAUGAGAGUACACCUACGAAAUGCGGCAUAAAUGUUGUUUGGACUGCGAUGAGUCAUCGCAAACAGGGUAUAGCCACUAAACUUGUUGAUACUUUGAGAACUAAAUUCUUUUAUGGUUACGUGAUGUCGAUGGAUGACAUAGCGUUUUCAAUACCGACUCCAGGUGGCAAGAUCUUUGCCGAGAAGUACACGAAAACGCGAAGCUUCAAGAAUGGACAGCUGCUAAAUCAAGUGAUCCGACAAAUACUUGAAGCGGAUUUUUCAUAUAUGAUUGAGCUAAACGUCUUACACCCUGAGGCCAUGUAGCGCUGACCAAAAAA
This is a messenger RNA of Pogonomyrmex barbatus (red harvester ant), 3379 nucleotides long. RefSeq names its product Establishment of cohesion (gene eco). Gene Ontology annotation, molecular function: protein-lysine-acetyltransferase activity. Gene Ontology annotation, biological process: mitotic sister chromatid cohesion. The record is from RefSeq and is a predicted model, not a curated record. Lineage: Eukaryota; Metazoa; Arthropoda; Insecta; Hymenoptera; Formicidae. Gene Ontology annotation, cellular component: chromatin; nucleus.